GUCGACGUUAGAUCUUCUUAUGGUCAGUUCAAUAGCGCCCAUACCCUUAUUCUCAAUCUCCUUGCCGACAGGGCUGGAACCCUACUAUUGAUAGUGCAAACCUUCAAGAAAAUAAUGUCACAAGUGGAACUCCAGCGUUUUCGUAGGUGGCGACCGUCCUUCCUGACAACCGUGGGCCGUAUCCAAGGCGUCAAAACAUCCUUAUAACUAUGGUCCUCUUACCAGAUUGCCCAUCGAAGACCGCUCUCCCGACGUCGUACUACGUCUAAGAUCGUCGUGUUUAUGGCCGCUCUCCCUUCAUUCAUUGAACUCAUGGCUUCUCUCGGCAUUAACAAUGAAGAUGCUGAUGCUAAGCCAGCAUCUACCCCGACUAUCGUCAGGACGCGAGAUCGUUCAUCAUCUUGUUCAUCUUGUUCUUCAUUGGGCAGCUCUGUUGACGGUUGGAGCCCUUCCAUCCGCUGCGCCAAUCUAUCCACAACCCGAGACAUUGAGUCUGAUAGGCGCCCAGGCGCAUCUCGUCUCAGAGCAGUGAGAUACUCGCCAUAUAUUUCAGCUAGUUCUACUGCUAGACAAAGCAGUGUAGUGUCGUUGACACACAGUCAGAGUGAUCAAGAAGAUUCUAGCAGGUCUUCAUCACCGAAUCCCCCUUCGUCUCCUCAACGCACACGACGACCUUCACCCCUUCAUUUCUCCAAGAGAGAAAGAUCAUCCAUCACCCCUAUAUCAUCAUACGUUCGCCGCAAGACACCUCAGAACUCACCCACCGUUCUCACUUUCGCUCAACGGGAACGGGAAUACGUUGAGAGGCCAGAAAUUAUCACCCCUCCAUCAUUGAUGCCCAUGUCAUUGCCCACCAUCCCCCCGGUCCCUCGCUAGUUUACUUUGGAACAAUGGACGUUUCCACUCUACAGCUU
Molecule: messenger RNA, 914 nt
Organism: Suillus paluster
Lineage: Eukaryota; Fungi; Basidiomycota; Agaricomycetes; Boletales; Suillaceae
Exons: 3
Coding region: 283-876 (197 amino acids)
Source: RefSeq, a predicted model, not a curated record